AAUGGGUUAAAAAACAUGCGACUGGCCGAGAAGGAAGAGCGAUCCCGGACGGCGCCCCUAAGGCCGAGUGUGAGCACAGCCAGGAUGACGACUUCAGGCGCUCUGUUCCCAAGCCUGGUGCCCGGCUCUCGGGGAUCCUCCACCAAGUAUCUGGUGGAGUUCCGGGCAGGAAAAAUGUCAUUAAAAGGAACUACGGUCACCCCAGAUAAACGGAAAGGGCUCGUGUACAUCCAGCAGACGGACGACUCCCUCAUUCACUUCUGUUGGAAAGACAGGACCUCUGGGACCGUGGAGGAUGACUUGAUCAUCUUUCCCGAUGACUGUGAGUUCAAGCGGGUACCUCAGUGCCCCAGCGGGAGGGUCUACGUGCUCAAGUUUAAGGCGGGGUCCAAGAGGCUCUUCUUUUGGAUGCAGGAGCCCACGACUGACCAAGAUGAAGAGCAUUGUCGGAAAGUCAAUGAGUGUCUGAACAACCCCCCCAUGCCUGGAGCACUGGGUGCAAGUGGGAGUGGUGGCCACGAGCUCUCGGCACUGGGCGGUGAGGGUGGCCUGCAGAGCCUGUUGGGGAACAUGAGUCAUAGCCAGCUCAUGCAGCUCAUCGGACCAGCCGGCCUUGGAGGACUGGGUGGGCUUGGAGCCCUCACUGGACCAGGCCUGGCCAGCUUGCUGGGGAGCAGCGGGCCUCCGGCAAGCAGCUCUUCGUCCAGCUCCCGGAGCCAGUCGGCAGCCGUCACCCCAUCCUCCACCACCUCUUCCGCUCGCGCCACCCCAGCCCCUUCUGCCCCAGCAGCUGCCUCGGCGACCAGCCCAAGCCCCGCACCCAGCUCAGGUAAUGGAACCAGCACAGCAGCCAGCCCGACCCAGCCCAUCCAGCUGAGCGACCUCCAGAGCUUUCUGGCCACCAUGAAUGUGCCCGCAGGGCCA
Molecule: messenger RNA, 924 nt
Organism: Alexandromys fortis (reed vole)
Lineage: Eukaryota; Metazoa; Chordata; Mammalia; Rodentia; Cricetidae
Product: proteasomal ubiquitin receptor ADRM1-like
Exons: 1
Cellular component (GO): cytoplasm; proteasome regulatory particle, lid subcomplex; nucleus
Molecular function (GO): endopeptidase activator activity; proteasome binding
Source: RefSeq, a predicted model, not a curated record